Perca fluviatilis (European perch) is the source of this 4719-nucleotide messenger RNA. RefSeq names its product pleckstrin homology domain-containing family A member 7-like. The record is from RefSeq and is a predicted model, not a curated record. Gene Ontology annotation, molecular function: protein binding. Bases 421 to 4230 code for a protein of 1269 amino acids. The transcript is spliced from 25 exons. NCBI's taxonomy places the organism in Eukaryota, Metazoa, Chordata, Actinopteri, Perciformes, Percidae.
GAGAGAUCAUGUGAGGAACACUGGGGAGGUCGGAGACGCAGAGGACAAGGGAAGAAGUUGUGACACUGGUUGGGACAGUGUCAAGCAAUGGACUGAGAGGAGAGCAUGAAGAGAAAAGUUGAAACGUCUGAAACGGUGAAAGAGAGAGCCUCAAUGUCUUUAUCGAUCUGCUUUGCUCUGGUCCUUUUCCAGUGACUCUUUAUUGAGAUUCUCCUUAAUGUAAAGUUUGACAGGGAAGAGAAAACAGCGGUGGGAGAGACAGCAGUGGAAAGUCGGGGGACACUGUAGUAGAAUGUCCUUCACAAGAGAUGAACAUCUGGGGAAAAGGAGCUAAAUCAGGAGUUCCCAGCAACUACAAGUGAGGUUUCAGAGAGAUAAAGUCUCUAAUCAUCCAGCGAAAAGGUCCUUUGUUGUGAGAGGAUGGGUACCUGCUGCAGCCGCGACCCCACACGGGAGGCUGGUCACACACUGGUUCCCAUCAAACGUCACACGUCCUGGCCGGCGACGGCCAAGGUGGUCACUAACCUUGAUGAUCAUGAAUUCUCCACAUGGGAUCUGACAUGUGACGCAAGUCAUAGCCAGAGGACCACGGCGUUUCACCAUCCUGUGACCGGACAGAUUUCUCCAGAGAACAUGGAUUUUAUCCUGCAAGAACAGCCGCAGGGUGCUUCCAUGAUGUCAAAACCCAUGGGUGAGCAGCUCUCGAGCACCACCGUCAGCGAGGCCUCCACUGCCAUCACCUCCUCCACUGUGGACACCACCUCUGCCUCCAAGGGCUCCCGGUCCAGUGGCAAGGUGCACAGCUUUGGGAAGAGAGAGCAGGCCAUUAAAAGGAAUCCUAAUGUCCCUGUGGUGGUCCGAGGAUGGCUGUACAAACAGGACAGCUCUGGGAUGCGGCUUUGGAAGAGGAAGUGGUUCGUCUUGGCUGAUUUCUGUCUGUUCUACUACAAAGACAGCAGAGAGGAAUUGGUCCUGGGCAGUAUUCCUCUGCCCAGCUAUGUCAUUUCACCCGUGGGACCUGAGGACCACAUAAGCCGCAAGUAUGCCUUCAAGGCUAGCCACACUGGUAUGCGCUCGUACAUUUACAAGCAGAGCUCUGUGAUUGGCUCGCAGGCGGAGCACACCGGGAUGCGGACAUAUUACUUCAGCGCUGACACCCAGGAGGACAUGAACACCUGGCUGAUGGCCAUGAACCAAGCCACGCUGAUGCAGAAUCACAGCAACACACUCAUCAGACCAUCUGACAAGUUCGAGACGUUUAACACGUCGCAGCUGCAGGCUGUCCCGCAGACGAACCACGUAAACAACCACAAGAGCGCAGACUCUGAGAACAUCAGACCCAUCAUCCACGAGGUUUUCCUGGAGCCCAUUCACCGUGAUGCAGAUGAACGCUGCAGCUUCCACAAAGAUUCUCCUGCCACCACCAUGUCGGAGCAGCCCGUAGGAAGCACAGCGCUGGAAAUGGAUACACACACGUCCCUCCCCUCCAACCCUGCGUCCUCUGCCCACCCACUGUUGGACCACAUGUCGGCCUCAGCGCCUGUGUCCAGGGUUCCGUCCCGGGCACCGUCUCGAGCCGCCUCGACGCUGCCCUCCAGCGUUUGCACGAGGAACGGCCUCGUCUCCACGCCCAGCCCCAUCCUGGAGCCCAACGGGAUCGCAGCGGGGACGUACCAGAGGGCCCCAGCCCCGCCCCCUGCUGACACACACAAGCUGGUGCGCAGGAGAAGUGCUCUGGAGCAAGUGGAGCAGUGGGUCAAAGUGCAGAAGGCUGACAACAAAGGCCCCCCAUCCAGAGAAAACACCCUCCCUCGACGCACGCCCCCAACCCAGCACAAGUUCACCUCCAUAGAUGCAUAUCAGACCCUGCCAAAGACUCCUCGCCAGAGCCCCACGCCUGCCCGACUCGGCGAGUACAAGUACGCCCAGGACCGCCUCAGCCACUUCCGCCUCGCCCCCGACUCAGGGCCCAACACCGUCUGGCAGCUGUACGAGUGGCAGCAGCGCCACCAGUACCGUCACGGCAGCCCCACGGCGCCACUCUACACCCCGGCCCCGGACUACCCAUUUGGCCCACGCCCCCCAUCCACUGUGCCUCUCUCCUCCUCAGCACCCAGGUCCGAAGGACCGCCCCGCUGUGUGUCGGUGCCACCUUCAGCUGCAGACAUCCCUCCACCAGGGCCGCCGCCUGGCUCCAGCAGAACCCUGUCGCCCACACGGAGGCCGCACACACCAGCUGAACGGGUGACAGUCAGGCCCGUGGGUGAUAGAUCGGUGGUGGACAUCCCCUUCGCUGUUUCCCCCCGCAGGACCAAAUCUCAGAUGCUUAAGGGUGCUACUAUCGAGAGACGGUCAAUGCCUCCAUCUGGCUACAUCACACACACAGUCAGUGCACCCAGCCUUCAUGGCAAAACGGCUGAUGACACCUAUCUGCAGCUGAAGAAGGACUUGGAGUAUUUGGACCUAAAGGUAGCUGGAAGUCAGACACUGAGGGAGUCAGGGAAACCUGUCAAGGUUGCAGAAAGUGAUGUGGAUGUGAAGUUGAGUCGGUUGUGUGAGCAGGACAAGAUCCUCAAGGAUCUGGAGGCGAGGAUCAGCUCCCUGAAGGAGGACAAGGACAAGCUGGAGAGUGUACUGGAUGUGUCCCACCGGCAGAUGGAGCAGUACCUGGAGCAGCCGGCCCACGCCCACAAGAUAGCCUACCAGCAGAGGCUUCUGCAGGAAGAUCUGGUCUCCAUCAGGGCCCAAAUAUCACGCCUCUCCACUGAGAUGGCCCACGCCUGGGAGGAAUACGUCAGGCUGGAGAGAUCAAUGGAGCAGUUGAGGAUGGCGCUGCAGGCACACAUGAACCACAGCGCCACCCCUCAGCAAGAGAAAACUGAGAUGAAGCGCGAGCUGUGGAGGAUCGAGGACGUGAUGGGGGGGCUGAGUGCCAGCAAAGCCAACUACAAGAUCACCAUUGACUCUGUCCAGAACCCAGAGAGGAAAUUAGUGCCUUCGGUGUCAGACCCGGCAGUGCCUUCUCAAAGCAUAGAGGUCCAGCCUCCUCCUCGCAGCUCCAUCCCCAGCAUCCUCUCCCAUACUUUGCCUCACAGCACCGUGCCAAAGUGGGCAGAGGACACCGCCCCACCCAGGCCACCACUGCCUCGUCUCUACGACUACGAGGAGACGCCCCCUGUGGUGCCACCUCUACCCAAAGAGGCCUCGGUCAUCCGCCACACGUCAGUGCGUGGGCUGAAACGCCAAUCAGAUGAGAGGAAGAGGGACAGGGAGGGCGGGCAGUAUGUUGUCAAUGGAGACUGUAAGACUGACUUGCGGUCGUACCUGAGUGAACCAGAGCUGCCAGGACUGAGCCAACACAGCACCGGGUCUGACGUUGAAUACCAGUAUUUCCAGAGCAAAGGUCUGCCAGGCCCCUCCUCUCGACUGAACCAGUCCAACUCCAUCUCCAUCGCGUCCUAUGUUACCCUAAGGAGAGGCCCCGGGAGCUCCGCAGCCAGGGAGAGACCCAAGAGUGCCUUGGAGCGUCUGUCCUCCCCUACAGAAGCCCUGCAGCUCCCGAGCAGCCAGCCUCGAGGGCGAAUGACUGCGGAGGAGCAGCUGGAGCGGAUGAAGCGCCACCAGAAGGCGCUGGUUCGCGAGCGCAAGAGGAACCUCAGCCAGGGCGAACGCUCCGGCGCGGGCCUCUCCACCUCCACUGUCCCCACCCAGCGCUCCUCGUCCUCCUCCAGACUGCCCUCCAGCACCUCAGAUCCUCCGGUCUCCGUGUUUGACUGUCGGGAGGAGCGACUUGCUGCAGAGGGUCAGAGCGAUGAAGGGUGGAAUCAAGCGAAAGAGAGAGGGAGGAGCCAAUCAGAAGAGUGGGUGACGGCUACAGCCACGCGCAUACAAGAGGUGGAUGUGGAGCCUCUCGACUAUGACCUGGAUAUCAGCCGAGAGCUGUCCAAACCGCGAAAAGUUCCCAUACCAGAGCGCUACGUCGAGUCUGACCCUGAUGAGCCUCCGAGUCCAGAGGAGCUGGAGGAACGCUCCCGCCGGGCCGAGCGCAUCAGGAACCUCCUGGCCAAAUCUAGUUAUCAGAACAUACAGCCGUCUGCACCUCUGGACUUCGGUGAGCUGGACUCGGCUCUACAGCAGCAGGAGAGGAUCAUGAACGUGUCCCACGCGCUGGCCUCCGAGGCCUCGCGCAAGAGCAAACUGGUCGCAGCCAAAGCAUCCGCAGAACACUGACCCACAGGAACGACCAGCACAACACCACUGAAGAUUUUUUUUUUAAGGGAAUGGAUCUAAUCAAUUUUUUAACUAACUGAUUUAUUUGUAACAAAAAACAUUUUUAUAACACAUUUGGAGUUUUGAAAUGGAAUCAAGUUCAUGCUUCUGCACUUACACACCACAAUUAAGCAACAAUAAUUUAUAACACGAGUGAAUUGCUUUUUUUUAAAUCUGCAAUAAGCCGUUUCGUAGUUUGGAAUGUAUUUUUAUGAGUGAAUAAAAUUUUGAAAUGAAAGCCAAUGCCAACAUGCUUAGACACAAUAGGAAUGUUUUGACACGAGUCCUUUAUUUAUUACAUUGUUUGGCUUGACAUGCUUGUUCAACUUUAACUGGAUAUUUUCUACAUAACAACCAUUGUCCUGGCAAUCAACUAAAAUGCAUUGGAAAAUAUGAUUAACGAUUACAUGUUAAAACUAAUUACAGAAAAUAAAUGUGAUAAGUUAAUUA